Messenger RNA from Aplosporella prunicola CBS 121167, 1725 nucleotides. RefSeq lists its product as uncharacterized. The record is from RefSeq and is a predicted model, not a curated record. Gene Ontology annotation, biological process: transmembrane transport. Gene Ontology annotation, molecular function: transmembrane transporter activity. Lineage: Eukaryota; Fungi; Ascomycota; Dothideomycetes; Botryosphaeriales; Aplosporellaceae. The transcript is spliced from 4 exons. The coding region runs from base 1 to 1725 and encodes 574 amino acids. Gene Ontology annotation, cellular component: membrane.
AUGUCGUCUGGACGCUUUGAUAGCGGGAAGCCGCCUCUUUUCCCGUCAGAUGAAGAGACCUCGGUUGAGCAUGGCGAGCUCGAGAACGUGGACUUAGAGCAUUUGCCUCCGGACCCUGAUGUUGGACUCAGCGAUGAAGAGCGGGCGAAGCUUGACCGCCAAGUACUAUGGAAAUUGGACUUGAAGCUCAUCCCAUGGCUCUGUUUGCUCUAUCUGAUAUCUUUCCUUGAUCGUACCAACAUCGGCAACGCCAAGAUCGACGGCCUCCAAGAAGACCUACACAUGACGAAUGAUCAAUACAACAUCGCGUUGACCAUCUUCUUUAUCUCGUACUCCGUCUUCGAGCCGCUUACGAAUGUCUUGCUUAAGCGCAUGCGCCCCAACAUUUUCCUCCCCCUCAUCAUGUUCGCCUGGGGGAUCUGCAUGACAUGCAUGGGUUUGGUCCACAACGCAGCAGGCCUCUACGCCACGCGCUUCUUCCUUGGCCUGGCUGAGGCAGGCUUAUUCCCAGGCAUUAACUAUUACCUUUCGACAUAUUAUCGGCGCUCAGAGUUCGGGGCUCGUGCGGCGAUAUUUUUCUCCGCUGCGGCGGUGGCAGGCUCCUUUGGUGGUCUUUUGGCUGCCGCUAUCGCUAAGAUGAACGGCAUCGGCGGCAAGCCUGGAUGGGCGUGGAUUUUUAUCCUCGAGGGGCUCGCCACCAUUAUUGUUGGCAUUGCUAGCUAUUGGAUGGUGCACGACUUCCCGGCCGAGGCCAAGUUUUUGAGCCCCGAGGACAAGGCUAGAGUUCUUCGCCGCUUGGCAGCCGACAAACAGAGCAGCGCCGCGCAUGAGGAGUUCCAAAUGAGCUACUUCUGGGCCAGUGUCAAGGACUGGAAGACGUGGGCCUAUGCAGUCAUUUACAUGGGUGCCGACGCUCCGCUCUACGCCUUCAGUCUGUUCCUGCCGACUAUCAUCAGCCAAAUGGGCUACACCAGCACAAAAGCGAACCUGCUCUCCGUGCCCCCCUACGCCGCAGCAGCGAUCCUGACCAUAAUCAUCGGCUUCGUAGCAGACCGCACAGGGAAGCGCGGAUACUGCAACAUCGGAACCUCGCUAAUCGGGAUUGCGGGCUUCGCAAUGCUGAUCGGCAGCGCGACGCCGGGUGUGCAAUACGCAGGCACGUUCCUAGGCGCGCUGGGCAUCUACCCGACCAUCUCAAACACGAUCUCCUGGGCCAGCAACAACGUCGAGGGCGUCUACAAGCGCGGGGUCACCAUCGGGUUUGUCAUCGGGUGGGGCAACCUCAACGGCGUCGUCAGCUCCAACAUCUAUCGCCAGGAGGACAAGCCCCGGUUUUUCGUCGGCCAUGGCGUCGUACUGGCAUAUUUGACGCUGUUUUUGCUCGGUGGCAGCGUUUGCACGCAUUUGGCGCUGCGGAGGGAGAAUAGGUUGAGGAGGCGUGGGGAGCGCGAUGAUUGGGUUGAGGGGAGGGGCAGGAAGGAGGUCGAACUGCUGGGGGAUAAGAGGUUUGUGCGCCCUUUUUUUGUCUUGGGAAUUGCUGUGCUGACUUGGUGUGCCCAGGCCCGAUUUCUUAUACACGCUCUAGCGCUUGCUGGCGUGUCUUUUGCAGUCCUUCGUAGAUACCAAGACCAAGCCGGUUUCUCGCGUCUUGUAGCGCCGUCCUCGCGCUUUCGUGCACAAAAACAGCUCCUAUGCUCACGGUCCCAGACAUUAAAAGCUCACUGA